CACUCUGGUGGAGUGCAACAGUUUGACUGCUGCCUCUGGAGAAGCAUUUACAAGAAUGAGUUUGAGUUGACAUGUGUGGGACCUAGCCAGAGUGUCCGCACAGGAGCAGGGGAACGCCAGAGGGAGAGGGAGCACAAGCUGGAUGAUGAUAUGAUCCGCCUGGUAGGGAAGCACCACCCAGAUCUCCUCAGUGACACACACCUACGCCUGGGCAAGGAGCUGGAGGCUGAAGGCCGACUGCAGGAGGCCGAGUAUCACUACCUCGAGGCUCAGGAGUGGACGGCAACAGUGAACAUGGACCGGUCCAAUGGGCUUUGGCAGGAGGCCUACCGGGUUCCCAAGGCUCACAGAGGAGCUGAUGCCCACAAGCACGUGGCCUAUCUGUGGGCAAAGAGCCUGGGAGGAGCAUCCUCAGUGAGACUGCUCACUAAGCUCGGACUCCAGGCAGCUGCCGUGGACCACGCCGCCGACCACUGAUGAGGCCCCACGGCUUCUCUCCACUGGACCCUUUCGAGACAGAGCCUCUACAUAGACAAGGAAAACGGCUGUAUAGCUGAGAAGUGUUUCUGAAAAUGGAGGCAGGAGUGAAGAAAUCCUUGGAAGAACGUGAUGGAGAGGGUAAAUUUGAAGAGGCCAAAGCUGAAUUCAUCAGGGCUGGUACGCCCAAGGAAGCAGUCCUCAUAUUCGUCCAUAACCAGGCCUGGGAAGCAGCUCAGCAAGUGGCCGAGGCCCACGAUCCUGACACUGUCGCCGAGGCGCUUGUGGGGCAGGCCCGGGGGGCCUUGGAGGAGAAGGACAUUCAGAAAGCAGAAGGGCUGCUGCUUCGGGCCCAGAGACCGGGCCUGCCCUUCAAUUAUUAUGAGGAGGCUGGAUUAUGGAGCGACGCUCUGUGGAUCUACAAGGGCUAUGUGCGGGGUCAGCUGGAGGUUCUGAGGGAAGAGUAUGAGCGGGAGGCUACCAAGAAAGGGGCCAGGGGCAUGGAGGGGUUCGUGGACCAAGCUCGCCAGUGGGAGCAGGCUGGAGAGUAUAGCCGUGCCGUCGACUGCUACCUCAAGGUGCGGGGCUCAGGCAGCAGCAGCCUGGUGGAAAAGUGCUGGAUGAAGUUGGCUCCAUACUGGGCCCAAUGGAGAGCUUGACCUCAUGACCUAAGAUCAAGAUAAAGAUCAAUAUCAAGACCUAAGCUGAGAUCAAGAGUUGGAUGCUUAGGGGUACCUAGGUGGUUCAGUCAUCAAGCAUCUGCCUUCUACUCAGGUCAUGAUCCCAGGGUCCUGGGAUCAAGCCCCACAUCUGGCUCCCUGCUCAGCUGGAAGCCUGCUUCUCCCUCUCCCACUCCCCCUGCUUGUGUUCCCUCUCUCACUGUCUCUCUCUCUCUGUCAAAUAAAUAAAAUAUUUUUAAAAAUAAAUAAUUGAAUUUAAUUUUUUUUAAAGAGAUUGAAAAUAGAAACCCUGCCUACGUUUCCAGCCUGCCUCAAGAAGUUGGGAUUUAUCAGCCUCCAGAAAUAUAUUAAUACCAGCUAAUUUUUCAAUCUCCCCCCCAACUCUGUGUGUGUGUGUGUGUGUGUGUGUGUGUGUGUGUGUGUGUGUCUAUGUGGUGUUAUAAUAACACAUCUGGUGUUUGUCCCAGACUCCUGACACAGAGCUUCAAAAACACUGGGGGGGCACCUGGGUGGCUCAGUGGGUUAAAGCCUCUGCCUUUGGCUCAGGUCAAUAUCUCAGGGGUCCUGGGAUCGAGCCCCGUAUCGGGCUCUCUGCUCAGCAGGUUCCUCCUCUCUCUCUGCCUGCCUCUCUGCCUGCUUGUGAUCUGUCUGUCUCUGUCA
This is a messenger RNA of Mustela lutreola (European mink), 1817 nucleotides long. RefSeq names its product intraflagellar transport protein 172 homolog. The transcript has 9 exons. Gene Ontology annotation, biological process: intraciliary transport. The record is from RefSeq and is a predicted model, not a curated record. Lineage: Eukaryota; Metazoa; Chordata; Mammalia; Carnivora; Mustelidae. The coding region runs from base 573 to 1136 and encodes 187 amino acids. Gene Ontology annotation, cellular component: axoneme; intraciliary transport particle B; ciliary basal body.